This is a messenger RNA of Jatropha curcas, 2958 nucleotides long. NCBI's taxonomy places the organism in Eukaryota, Viridiplantae, Streptophyta, Magnoliopsida, Malpighiales, Euphorbiaceae. The record is from RefSeq and is a predicted model, not a curated record.
AUGGCAUGUGGUUUAGCAAUUUUAUGGCAUUCUCAGGUUCAUUUAGAAGUUAUCCGUUAUUCUUCACAUUUUAUUGAUAUGAAAAUUAGGGAAGCUCAAGGUUUUAUUUGGCGUCUCACUGGUUUUUAUGGUAUGCCGGAAAGAUCCCGUAGGCAAAUUUCAUGGAAUGUCCUUCGCUCCUUAGCUGGAUUGGAACAUCUUCCCUGGCUAAUUUGUGGCGAUUUUAAUGACCUCAUGUUUGCUGCAGAAAAGAAAGGGCGUCAUCCUCACCCUCCAUGCUUAUUACAGGGUUUCUCGGAUACUGUGGCUGAUUGUGGUCUAGUUGAUCUAGGAAUGACUGGGUACCCUUUUACUUGGGCUCAUGGUAGAGGUCAACACCGGGUGGAGGAAAGAUUAGACAGAGCUUUGGGAAACAUCACUUGGCAGAAUCAUUUUCCGAAUUAUCUAGUCCAGAACUUAGUCUCAAGCAGAUCUGAUCACUCUCCUCUUUUAAUUAUCACUUCUCCCAGAAUUGAAAAUCGGAGAACAUCAACGUUUUCCGGGAAGAUUAAAGUUUGUGGCGAACGCUUACAGAGCUGGGGUAGGAGAUUAAAGCUUCGGUUUCGGCAGGAUGCAAAGAAGUUGACAGUGCAGCUUGAGAAUCUUCGAAUCAGCGGUAAUAAUGAACAGUUUGAAGCUGUGCAACGUAUGCUUGAUGAUGUUCUGCACCGUGAAGAGGUCUUCUGGUCUCAAAGAGCAAAAUCCCAUUGGUUGCAAUCGGGGGAUAUAAACUCUAGGUAUUUCCAUGCAACUGCUAAAAAACGGAAAAAAUCGAAGCAGAUUUUUAGGUUGAAGGAUGCUAAUGGCGAGUGGAUAAGUGACAACAAUUUGCUGAAAGGUAUGGUGAGUGAUUAUUUUGUAAAUCUAUUUGAGGCAGGGGAUGUUGACUUACGUCCUGUUGUGGGUUUAUUCUCUCCUUUGGUUUCGGAUAAUGACAAUUCUCGUUUACUUGGAGGGAUAAUGACAAUUCUCGUUUACUUGGAGAUAUUUCGGUGGAUGAGGUUUUGGGAUGUUGUUGGUCACGAUGUUGUCACAAGUUUUCGAGACUGGUUCAAUACAGGCGUUUUUCCAAACAAUCUGAAUGAUACCUUAAUUGUGUUGAUUCCGAAAGUAGAGGACCCAGAGGCAGUGAAGGAUUUUCGACCUAUUUCACUUUGUAAUGUCGUUUACAAAGUGUUUGCUAAGGGCUUGGGUUUUAGCCAGCGUUGGGUUGACUUGAUCAUGCUGUGUGUUUCCUCAGUUAAGUACUGGAUAGGAGUGAAUGGGGAUGAGGUUGGCCCAAUUAUUCUAGAACGGGGGUUGAGACAAGGUUGUCCAUUAUCGCCCUAUUUAUUUAUUCUCUGUGCUGAAGGACUGUCAAAGCUGUUUUAUCAGUCUGAACGUGAAGGUCGCCUCAAAGGCUGUAGAGUCUCGAGAGCUGCUCCUCGGUUAUCUCACUUGUUAUUUGCGGAUGAUAGUUUGUUCUUUUUUGAGGCAUCACGGACUCAAGCUUUGGAGAUUAAAACUAUUCUAGUUACUUACGAAGCAGCUUCAGGUCAAGCGGUUAAUUGGCAAAAAUCUGGUAUUUUUUUCAGCUCUAACACUUCUGAGAUGGAUAAGACUGCUGUCCAAGGAGUUUUUGGUGUGAUUGCUCCUUUAAACCAUGGUAGGUAUCUUGGUCUACCAUCUUUAAUUGGUAGGGACAGGAGACAUAUUUUUUCUUUCUUGAAGGAUCGAGUGAGGAAGUUGGUCAGUGGUUGGAAUCAGAAACUCCUAUCCAAAGGGGGUAAAGAGGUACUAAUAAAGGCUGUAGCACAAGCUAUUCCCUCAUUCUGUAGUGGUUGGAAUCAGAAACUCCUAUCCAAAGGGGGUAAAGAGGUACUAAUAAAGGCUGUAGCACAAGCUAUUCCCUCAUUCUGUAUGAGUUCUUUCCUUCUACCAGUAUCCAUUUUAACGGAGCUUCAGCGGCUCAUGAAUUCCUAUUGGUGGGGAGGAAAGAUGAGAUGGUUGAGUUGGGAAAGGUUGUGUGUAGCGAAGGAAGAAGGAGGUUUGGGUUUUAGACAUUUGCGAAGUUUCAAUCUGGCCUUACUAGGAAAGCACUGCUGGAGGCUUUUACAUAAUACAAACUCUCUCUUUUAUAGCUCUUUCAAAUCUAAAUAUUUCCCUAGUGGGGAUUUUCUUGGUACAGGCGUUGGCCGUAAUCCAAGCUUUGUUUGGAGAGGGAUUUGUGCAGCCAAGGAUGCUAUAUGUUCAGGUUUUCGGUGGAGAAUCGGAGAUGGUCAAUCGGUUAACGUCUGGACCGAACCGUGGCUAUUGCGGGAUAAUCAGUUUCGGGUUCACUUGCCUAUUCUUCCUGUGCGUGCUUUGGAAUUUGCACGUGCUUGGAAUUUGCCACUGAUUCAUGGUCUUUUCAAUCCUUCCAUUGCUGACAUUAUUACUUCUAUUCCUUUAGCUACAAACGUUCAGGACGACAUCCUUAUAUGGCAUUGGACAGACUCUGGGAUAUACUCUGUGAAAUCUGGAUACAGAUUAGUAGCAUCUCAAUAUGUGGAUCCUGAAGCUGUUUGGCGGUCGAGUUUUUGGAAAAUUCUUUGGUCACUGAAAAUCCCGCCAAAAGUGAGGCAUUUUCUCUGGAGGUGUUGUCGAGACAUUCUGCCAGUUAAAGCAACUUUGGCAAGAAGGGGACUGGAACUUGAUAUAGGAUGCGAUUACUGUGGUAACACUGAAACGUUGGUCCAUACUCUUGUUGAGUGUCCACGAGUGAGCUUUUGUUGGCAGUUUUUUGGUAUUCAGCUUCCUACUGGGAAUAUUCCGACUUUCUUGCAACUGUUGGAGCAUUUACACAAGCUGUGGGAGAACGAAUUUUUUGAAAGUUUUGUUAUGGGACUAUGGAGUGUUUGGUCAAGCCGUAAUGAGCUGAAAUGGAACGUAAUGAGCUGA